UGAUCUGACUCACCUAAAAAGUGGAAUGUUCAUACAAACGUAGAGAAAGAUUUCACUAAAGAAUUUCACUCAUAGUUAGACCAAAAGAACAAUUACUGUUCACGGACGUUCACUUUCCAAUCCACAAGGUGGCGGUGUUGUGCCUGAUAGAGGUUCAGUUCUGUGGAUAUUUACAGCUGUUCACGCACUUAGUCUGCUACUCUAGUAGAUUAGACUCAGCUGACACUUGCUUUUCCUGGACCUCACUUUAACCAGCUACACUUAUUAUAUUUCCUGAUCUAAUCCAAGGAGAAAGACUCAUCACGUCGAAAAUGGCAACUUCAGUGAAACUCUACACCGGAGCAGAAAUGCCUCUUGUGGGUCUCGGUACAUGGAAGUCUAAGCCAGGUGAAGUGACUGAAGCUGUGAAAGCCGCCAUCGCUGCAGGCUACAGACACAUCGAUGGAGCGUUUGUCUACAAAAACGAGAAGGAGGUCGGAGAGGGCAUCCAGACCAUGAUUAAAGAGGGCGUGGUGAAGAGGGAGGAGCUGUUUGUCGUCAGCAAGCUUUGGAGCACCUUUCACCAGAAGUCAGCCGUAAAAGGGGCGUGUCAGAAGACUUUAAGUGACCUGCAGCUGGAUUACCUGGAUCUGUAUCUGGUCCACAUGCCAGUGGGCUUAAAGCCUGGACCAGAAGAUUUCCCGUUGGACAGUGAAGGUUUUGUCAUCAGUGAUGACACCAAUUUCCUGGAGACCUGGGAGGGAAUGGAAGAGUUGGUGGACGCAGGGCUGGUGAAGGCCAUCGGCAUCUCCAACUUCAACCGAGAGCAGAUUGAAGCCAUUCUGAAUAAACCAGGCCUCAAAUAUAAACCUGCCAACAACCAGAUCGAGUGCCACCCGUACCUGACGCAGGACAAACUGAUCGCCUUCUGUCAGUCGAAGGGGAUUACAGUGACCGCGUACAGCCCUCUGGGUUCCCCUGAUAGACCAUGGGCUAAACCAGAUGACCCAUCAUUGUUGGAGGAACCGAAGAUCAAGGCCAUUGCUGAGAAGCACAAGAAGACCACCGCUCAGGUCCUGCUCCGCUUCAGCAUCCAGAGGAAAGUCAUUGUGAUCCCGAAGUCUGUUACUCCGUCCCGCAUCAGGGAGAACUUCCAGGUGUUUGACUUUGAACUGAGUGACGAUGAAAUGAAGACCAUUUUAAGCUACAACAGGAACUACAGGGUUUGUCCCAUGCAGUGGAGUCUGAAGCACAGAGAUUAUCCGUUUAAUGCUGAGUACUGAAAGUGAAGAACGUCACAAAAACCGCGGGGUCGAUAUACACUUUUCUUUCUUAAAUACUAAAGCUGUGAUUAACUUCAAUACACACCUUCACCGUGGUGAUAAGACGACGCAGUGUGAUUGUUAAAUGCUUACUUAUCUUCAACGUAAAAGUUCUCUAAUCUUUUAAACUGGGCUAAAACAGCAUUAACCUUAACCUUUAGUGCUUUUGUUGCUUUGAAUCUCAAAGAUUGAAAAUAAGAAGACAUCAUACAAUCUAGACUAAUAUACUGUAUAUCCAGUAUCCACUUUUGGCAUAUUAGUGGCCCGUAAAAACAUAUCCUGAAAGCACUUAUUUUUAAAUCUGCCAUAAUUUUUUUUUCCUUUUUAUGUCCCAUAAUUAUUAUUAAGUUCACUUCUGAUCUGCACAAAAAUUUUUGUGAAAGAAAUUCAGUAGAAAAGGAUAAAUGAUUUUUGAUAUAGAUCAAAUCAAAUGAAACAUAAAGGAAGUGUAAUUAAUUGAUGGCACUGCCCCAGACAAAAUAACCUGAAGCAUCGUUCCACAUUUCACUUUAUUUUUAACCAAGCGCUUGUAUGUUAAGAGUAAUCUUAAUGCACAUUUCUGAGAAUGAUGUAUGUGAAGUCUGUUUUUGGAGGAACAGAUUAGAAAGUUGUCAGUCGUACUCAUGUCUGAAAUUACUUUUAUUAUUGACUCCUUAUUGUUCUCAAAAUAUUUAUGUGAUUUGGUUUGUCUCAACACUCCAUGUUUCAGAUUUAAUCUGAUUUCAUUCUACCUGGCUACUUUUUAGGCUUUUGGAUUGAUGAAACAUCCAAAAUAAAGUUGAAGCUUCAAUCAUG
Pangasianodon hypophthalmus (striped catfish) is the source of this 2096-nucleotide messenger RNA. Its product is annotated as aldo-keto reductase family 1 member B1. The record is from RefSeq and is a predicted model, not a curated record. The transcript is spliced from 10 exons. The coding region runs from base 312 to 1262 and encodes 316 amino acids. Gene Ontology annotation, cellular component: cytosol. NCBI's taxonomy places the organism in Eukaryota, Metazoa, Chordata, Actinopteri, Siluriformes, Pangasiidae. Gene Ontology annotation, molecular function: aldose reductase (NADPH) activity.